Terrapene triunguis (Three-toed box turtle) is the source of this 1057-nucleotide messenger RNA. Its product is annotated as zinc finger protein 239-like. Gene Ontology annotation, biological process: regulation of transcription by RNA polymerase II. The annotation marks the transcript as partial. Gene Ontology annotation, cellular component: PcG protein complex; transcription regulator complex. The transcript has a single exon. Gene Ontology annotation, molecular function: DNA-binding transcription factor activity, RNA polymerase II-specific; RNA polymerase II cis-regulatory region sequence-specific DNA binding. The record is from RefSeq and is a predicted model, not a curated record. NCBI's taxonomy places the organism in Eukaryota, Metazoa, Chordata, Testudines, Emydidae.
CACAGUGGAUGAUUCCUGUCUGGAUUCUCUUUCUAUCCCAGCAGGUGAUGGGACGGUGAGUGAGAAAAAGAAGGAAGAUUCUGAGCAGGUGGGAUCACAGGUGACAUUAUCAGGUAGAGCCACAGGGAAAGUUUUCCAGAGCACUGAACAGGGAGAAGCCCGUCAGAGUCAGCGCAGGCCAGAGAGGCAGCUGGGAAACCAAGCAGGGGAGAUCCAGCGUGAAUCCACUCACAGGAGCAGAGGGUUCAAAGAAACCAAACAGCCUGUACUACAGAGAAUCGCCUCUGGAGAGGAACUGAACUUAUGCAGUGGCUGUGGGAGAAGCUUCCUUUGGAAAUCAGCCCUUAUUACUCACCAGAGAAUCCACACAGGAGAGAAACCCUAUAAGUGUCUAGACUGUGAGAAAAGCUUCAGCCGCAGCUCACACCUUAUUUCACAUCAGAGAACCCAUACAGAGGAGAAACCAUAUAGAUGCUCUGAGUGUGGAAAAAGCUUCAAUCAGCAGUCCAAUCUUCUUAUACACCAGAGAAUCCACACAGGAGAACGGCCCUAUAAAUGCCCCGACUGUGGGAAAAGCUUCAGUUACAACUCAGUCCUUAUGACACAUCAGAAAAUGCACACUGGAGAGAAGCCCUAUAAGUGUCUUGACUGUGAGAAAAUAUUUAGCCAGCGCUCAGACCUCACUAAACAUCAGAGAACCCAUACGGGGGAGAGACCCUACAAAUGCAAUGAGUGUGGGAAAAGCUUUAGUCUGAGCUCCCACCUUAUUUCACAUCAAAAAACCCAUAAGGGAGAGAAACCCUAUAUAUGCUCCAACUGUGGGAAAAGCUUCAGUGACAGCUCAAACCUUAUUACGCAUCAAAGGAUCCACACAGGAGAGAAGCCCUACAAAUGCCCUGAGUGCAGGAAAAGCUUCAGUCGUCUCUCGCACCUUAAUAGACACCAGACAAUCCACACAGGAGAGAGACCCUUUAAAUGCUUGGACUGUGGGAACAGCUUUCGUGACAGCUCAUCCCUCAUCAGACAUCAGAGAAUCCACACACAAGAGAAACCCUAG